Nematolebias whitei (Rio pearlfish) is the source of this 792-nucleotide messenger RNA. RefSeq lists its product as uncharacterized. Gene Ontology annotation, biological process: inflammatory response; regulation of lipid catabolic process. Lineage: Eukaryota; Metazoa; Chordata; Actinopteri; Cyprinodontiformes; Rivulidae. Bases 85 to 570 code for a protein of 161 amino acids. The transcript is spliced from 4 exons. Gene Ontology annotation, molecular function: signaling receptor binding. The record is from RefSeq and is a predicted model, not a curated record.
GAAAAGCAGAGGGCUGGAUGUUCCUUUGUGUUCAGAGCUGGAAGGUUCUCCUUCACCCCCACAGCUGCAGACGAGCAGGGAACGAUGGCUGCCCAGCUGCUUUGGCUCCUAAGUGUUGGAGCGUUGCUCCUUCCUUCUGACGCGGUGACAGAAUACGACAAACUGCCUGAAACCUACAAGAAAGGAGUGGAUUUGGCCCUGGAAAAGGUUAACUCCCUCCCUGACAUCCAGCUCCACUUCCUCUUCUUUGAAAGUGUCAAGAAGUCGACGUUUGAGCCUGGCUUUGGUGUGAGCUACAUCAACCACCACUUCUACCUUAAAGCCACCAACUGCCUGAAAGGAACCGUCGGCUCGAGGUGCCACUUCAGGAGAGACAGGCCGCUCAUCGACUGCGUAGCCUGUUACAAAACGUACAGAGGAGAGAUCGAGCAGGAGCCUGAACCGUAUGUUGACUGUGUCAAGAAGCCGACCCUGACCCAGGAGAUGACGAGCGCCAGAGAUGUUCAGUGCAAAGCGGUGGGAUACAACACUGGAUCGAUAAUGCUGCUGUCGUCCACUAGAACGAAUUAAAAACAAAAUUUUAACGUAUUUUCAUCUUUGCAAGUUAAUUUUUCUGCAUCUCAUGCUCUGCAGAACCUUUAUACACACAUGGUUAUAAAACGCUGAGUUUGACUAACAAAAUAAUGAUAAAGCUCAUGGUUGUUGCGUAAAAACUGUCACUUUUUAACGAGGUUUUGUCUCGACUGAUUUUGCUCAUUCUUACUGUAUAUCAUUUCAUCAUUAAAAUUCAGA